Macrobrachium nipponense is the source of this 2522-nucleotide messenger RNA. Its product is annotated as polycystin-2-like. Gene Ontology annotation, molecular function: calcium channel activity; calcium ion binding. Gene Ontology annotation, biological process: detection of mechanical stimulus. Lineage: Eukaryota; Metazoa; Arthropoda; Malacostraca; Decapoda; Palaemonidae. Gene Ontology annotation, cellular component: membrane. The record is from RefSeq and is a predicted model, not a curated record.
AAGCUGACUACACUUAGUAGACUGUGGCCUGUUUCCAUCGUCGUUUGUUAUUUUUAUUGCCAGUAAUUUUUAAUUACAUCUCAUAAGCGAAGUGAUCUGAGUGAAGACGAAUGUUUUAUGGGCGUAGUUAGUGUACAUUAGGGAAUAUUUCAAUGAGCUGUAUUUCAAUUCACUUUAGUAGUGAUGCAAGUAACUCUCUACUAAUAUGCUAUGGUUCACCAGUGCUUGUCGGGAUUAGUUCCGCCAAUUCUCCAUCAUUAUGGAUGAAAUGGACCGUCCGGACACGCAGGGGUCCAUGAACCGGUUUGCCUGGGACCAAGGGCACGGGAACAACAAUGCCCGUAAUCCUCCUCCGGCCAGUGGCACAGUGCAGGAUCCGUACCAGUACGACAACGAGACCAUCAGGAAGAAAGGAUGCUGGUACAACUUCUCCAGCUGCGUCUCCCGCAUGUGGGCGACGAGGCAGAUGACAAAAGCCGAAGACAGAGAAGUAUAUGUACGAACCACCCUCAGAGAACUUGUCAUCUACAUAAUCUUCUUAGUCAUUCUCUGCAUAUUGACCUUUGGUAUGACUUCCCCUACGAUGUACUACUACACAAGGGUUCUAAGUGACCUGUUCCUAGAUGCCCCAUAUCCGGACAACCAAAACACCUUUCGAGGAUCAACACAAGUCCUGGACUUUUGGAGAUAUACAGAAAAUACUUUGUUGGAUGGACUGUAUUGGGAGUACUGGUAUGAUGCAGCCCAAACAGUUACCGAGGAAGAUGAUCGGAAUAUCCUUUAUGAAAACAGAUUGCUUGGUGUUCCUCGAAUACGACAGGUGCGGGUUAGAAAUGAUUCCUGUGUUGUGCCCGAUGACUUUAAAGGAGCUAUUCGGCAGUGCUUUGAUGUCUACUCUCCGAGCGCUGAGGACAAGUCUCCGUUUGGUAUUGAUAUUAAUGGCACUGCAUGGGAGUAUACCUCAGAAAAAGACAUGAAUGGCUCAAGUCAUUGGGGAAAAAUUGCCACCUACAGCGGAGCUGGUUAUUACCAGGACCUUGCUAUGAACAAAUCUGUGAGUAAAGAUAUUCUUGGAACUUUGAGAGAGAAAUUGUGGAUCCAGCGAGGAACCAGAGCAGUUUUUAUCGAUUUUACCGUCUACAAUGCCAACAUCAAUCUCUUCUGUGUUAUCAAAAUCGUUUUUGAGUUUCCUGCUACAGGUGGCCUCAUUCCAUCUUGGUCAUUCCGAACAGUGAAACUUCUUCGAUAUGUUACACCUCUUGAUCACUUUGUCAUGGCCUGCGAAUUUAUCUUUGUCUUCUUUAUCAUAUACUACAUCAUUGAGGAAGCUUUGGAAAUUAAAACCCUCAAGUGUGCCUAUUUUAAGAACAUGUGGAAUAUUCUGGAUAUUAUUGUAAUUCUGAUAUCUUUCCUUUGCAUAGGAUUCAGUGUGUUCUGUACAAUGACCAUCACUGGCAAACUUGAGGAACUCCUAGAGGAUCCAAACACCUUUUCUGACUUUGAAUUCCUUGGUUACUGGCAAACUCAGUUCAAUAGCGCAGUUGCAGUGUGUGUAUUCUUUGCCUGGUUUAAAUUAUUUAAAUACAUCUCAUUUAACAAGACCAUGACUCAGCUAUCUUCAACUCUGUCAAGGUGUGCCAAAGAUGUUGCUGGAUUUGCCAUCAUGUUCUUCAUUGUAUUCUUUGCCUUUGCCCAGUUAGGGUAUCUACUCUUUGGAACACAGGUUGAAGACUUCAGCAGUUUCCUGAAUGCUGUCUUUACACUGCUCAGAACGAUUCUUGGAGAUUUCAAUUUCCAUGACAUUGAGGAAGCCAAUAGGAUUCUGGGUCCUCUCUUCUUCCUUUCAUAUGUGUUCUUCGUCUUCUUUGUCCUGUUGAACAUGUUCUUGGCCAUCAUCAACGAUACCUAUUCAGAAGUCAAGGCAGAGAUUGCUCAUCAGCGCAAUGAGUUCGAAAUUGCAGAUUACUUCAAACGAGGCUAUAACAAUAUGAUGGGCAAACUAGGAAGACGAGACAAGCUGAUUGACAUCCAGAAUGCUCUUAAGCUCUCAGACUCUAAUUCUGAUGGGUUGUUGACGUUUGAUGAAGUUAGAGCAAACCUUAAAAAAUGUAACUUCUCCGAUAUGGAAAUUGAGAUGUUCUUUGCAAAGUAUGACACAGAUGGUACUAGACUGCUUGAUGCUGAUGAGGUUAAGAGGAUGCUGACUGACCUUGAAGGACAACAAACUGACCUAGACAAAAAUACCAAACACGAGCAGAAACCCAGCACGAAGCAAGAAGAAUCAAGCAAGGAUGAAACUCGUCCAGUGUCUGCGUCUUCUGGCCAUGGUUCCAUCACAUCGGUAUCGUUUGAGGAAUUCUCUGUUUUACAGAGACGCGUGGACCGUUUGGAACAUAGCAUUGGUAGCAUCGUGAGCAAGAUUGAUGCAGUACUGGUGAAGCUGGAUACUAUGGAGAAGUCGAAACAUAAACGUCGAGAAACAAUGGGGAAAAUUUUAGACACAAUAACAGAAAAUGAUGGGA